GGGUGGAGAGCUGGCACGCGCAGAGAAAAAUAUGUGAGCAGCACUGAUGAAAACCUUUGUCACCUGGCAGUUUUUUAAAAUUUCGAUUCACAGAAAACCUGCACCUAUUUUUCCCAACUUAUUUUUAUUAAUAACCUCACAUCCACGAGGAUCCGGAUCUAGGCAUGACUUUAGGACACAUCCUCGGGGAUUAGUGUUGAAAUGUCAGGAGACACGAACUACGAAGGCUCAGCAGGUGUAGUCCAUGCUGCACACAUCAACCUCAGCUGCACCUCCAACGCGACCAACAGCUGCGACUCGGACUUCUUCCACCUGUCAGACUUCAACAAACCCGAUUUUGUUGGAGAUGGCGCCGCCGUUGUGAGGAUUAUAAUCUCUGUCAUUUACUCGCUGGUGUGCGCGCUGGGUUUGGUUGGAAAUCUGCUGGUUCUGUACCUGAUGAAGUCCAAACAUGUGUGGAAAAAAUCCUCCAUCAACCUCUUCGUAACUUGUUUGGCUCUGACGGACCUCCAGUUCGUGCUGACUCUGCCGUUCUGGGCGGUGGAAAACGUGUUGGACUUCACGUGGCUGUUCGGCAAAGCGAUGUGCAAGAUCGUCUCCUAUGUGACGGCCAUGAACAUGUAUGCCAGCGUGUUUUUCCUCACUGCUAUGAGCGUGACACGGUACUGGUCGCUCGCCUCCGCGCUCAAGGGCAGGCGGCGGCGGCCGCACUGCUGCCCCGCGCGCUGCAUCACCGUUUUCAUCUGGAUCGCCGCUGUCUCCGCCGCGCUGCCGCACGCGGUUUUCUCCACGACCGUGAGCGUUUCCAGUGAGGACUUGUGCCUCGUCAAGUUCCCGGAAACCAACGGAAGCGCGCAGUUUUGGCUGGGCCUCUAUCAUUCUCAGAAAGUGCUGCUGGGUUUCGUGUUGCCUCUGGGCAUCAUCUCAGCCUGCUACCUGCUCCUUCUGCGCUCCAUCACCUCCAAAAACAUCAACACGUCGAGCGCCAAGCGACGCGCGAAGGUCACCAAGUCCGUAACCAUAGUGGUCUUAUCCUUUUUCCUCUGCUGGCUGCCCAACCAGGCGCUGACAGCCUGGGGCAUCCUCAUUAAACUCAACGUGGUUCACUUCAGUUAUGAGUACUACACCACGCAGGUGUACGUCUUCCCCGUGUCCGUGUGCCUGGCGCACUCCAACAGCUGCCUGAACCCCAUUCUGUACUGCCUGAUGAGGCGUGAGUUCAGGAAAGCGCUGAGAAAGCUCUUCUGGCGGAUGACGUCGCCGAAAAUAAGGCCGAUCACAGCCACCACAAAGCCCGCGAUGGACGAGCAAGGGCCGGUCCUGGUGCCCGUGAGCGCGCCCGAGGAGCCCGCUGUUGUGUUCUAUCCUCCGGGGGCUGUCAUGUACAAUGAUCGGCGAGAUCUGCCGCACGCAGGAUCAUAAUUUAAAGGGCCUCGCAUGGACAGUUAAACAUUUUUAUUUUUAUUUUUGAUUGUUUGAUUGCUAUUGCUCCGCCAGGAAUGUUGUCUGAGUCCAAGUUGGAUGUGCAUUUAAAAAAAGGCGACAAAAGAUCAUGUUUGAUAUUCUUCAUAUGGAUGUUGUGGUGUUCUUCACAAUACAUGAACAUUUCCCUUGUGCUAAGAAUACAAAUAGUAUUUUAAAUGUGCCAAGUCUGUCCAAUUCUUUUUUUUUUAAUAAAUAAAAAUACUACAACUAAUAAUAAUGUGCAAGUAAAGUGCAUCUACAAUACAUGAGACAGUUGCUGUGGCUUGUAUUUGUUUAUUUGUUCAUUACACUCUUGUCUGCACACAGUGAUGCACAGAUUUUAAAUUGGGAGGAUUAGGUGAUUACAUCUGAGGAUUUGGUAUUGAAUUAUAUAAAAAGGGCAUUUGUUGUACAUUAUAAAAACAUCUCUGCAUCGCCUUGCUAUGUGGUCACAUUGCUGUUUCUACUGCUAUAUUAUAUGUAUUGAUGUUUGCAAUCAGAGAGAGAGUGUCAGGAUCUGUGUUGUUUCGUGUUUCCUGUCUUAUUUUGAAGUCCUUGUCUCUCGUGUCCUCUGUUUCUCUUCACUUCCUGUCCCUGUGAUUGUCUGCCCUGUUCCUGAUUGUUUCCUCCUGUGUCCAAUCACCUGCACCAGCCCUCUGUAUUUAAGUCCUGUUCAUGUCAUUCCCCUUUGUCGGUUCGUCUUGUCUAGAUCGUGGAAGAUCUUGUGUGCAUGUUUUGUAUCCUGGUUUUUUGGAAUCCUGUUUUGGAAUCCUGUUUAGCAAUAAAAGUUGCUUUUCC
Messenger RNA from Cyclopterus lumpus (lumpfish), 2262 nucleotides. RefSeq names its product relaxin family peptide receptor 3 (gene rxfp3). Gene Ontology annotation, molecular function: G protein-coupled receptor activity. The record is from RefSeq and is a predicted model, not a curated record. The coding region runs from base 202 to 1422 and encodes 406 amino acids. Gene Ontology annotation, biological process: immune response; G protein-coupled receptor signaling pathway. Lineage: Eukaryota; Metazoa; Chordata; Actinopteri; Perciformes; Cyclopteridae. The transcript has a single exon. Gene Ontology annotation, cellular component: membrane.